GAUACUGGAAUGCUGAGCGAAGACUUCUCAAUCACGCAGCUGGCGGUUCCCGCAGUCAGUGUACUGAUUGCCUUUUUGGCUUAUACGUCACAGUACUUUUUUCUCCACUUUGAAUCUGUGCCUCUCACAACAGAGGAGACUUGGAAAAUCAACAUCUUCGCCGUAUGCAUCUGGAUAUGUUAUUAUCGAACUUGCUUUGUAGACCCAGGACGACUCCCAAAGUCGGAACAACGUCCAAAACCCAAGGAGCAAGAGAGUGACGAGGUCACUGGCCGCCAACGAUGGUGUCGUAAAUGUGAAGCUUACAAGCCGCCGCGAGCUCAUCACUGCAAAACUUGCAAGAGGUGCAUUCCGAAGAUGGAUCAUCAUUGCCCCUGGACCUCGAACUGCGUUUCUCAUUUUACCCUUCCUCACUUCAUACGCUUUUUGUUCUAUGCAACUGUUGGAAUGUCUUAUCUUGAGACUCUGCUUUGGCAGCGGGGCUCAUUUGUAUGGAAGAAUAGCCAUUUGCCAAGCGUGAGAGAACCAACACAUUCACCACUUCAAGUCGCUAACGGUACAAAGUACAUGGGACCUACAGUAGGUCAGCUCAUUCACCUUUUCAUACUUUUGGUGGUCAACGGCUUUACAGCGUUUGCUCUGGGUAUCCUCCUCCUUCGGAGUCUUUGGACAAUCGGGUCAAAUACAACAACCAUCGAGACUUGGGAAAUCGAGAGGCAUGCUACUCUCGUCCGCCGUGCUCGUGCGCUUGGGGGGUAUCUUGAAGGUCCUGGUGGAAUCCGGGUCUAUAUCAAAAAGCAGGAAUAUCCCUAUGACAUUGGGAUUUGGGCCAACAUCAAGCAGGCCAUGGGCGGAAGUGCCAAUGUGAUAAGUUGGUUCUGGCCACUCGCCGCAAGCCCGGAUCGUCGCACUGGCUGGGAGUUUGAAACAAAUGACUUUGAAGGCGAAAUCCCGAUACCGGCAAGUGCAAAGCUACCGAACAAUUUCCGCAUGCCCCAGUACGAUACCAUACAAGAUGAGAUCGACGCCUUCAAUCGCCGCAAAGAAGAAGACCUAAAGCGAUUCCAACAAGUUUCAGGGCUACAGCGUCGCAGACCUUUCCACGACAGGCAACACGGAACCGAGUAUGCAGAAUAUGAAAGCGACGAAUCUGACACUGGUUCUCGCAAUAACUCCCGUGAGGGCGAGGAGUCAUGGCGCAAUGCGGAGGGGGAGCGCUUACGCGACUUUGGAGUUGAUGAAGAAGUGGAGUUCUACGAUGAAGAGGACAUCCCUCUUGCCGUUUUGAUCCAACGGCGGAAGCAGCAGGAAUAUCGCGAUUGA
Molecule: messenger RNA, 1323 nt
Organism: Penicillium salamii
Lineage: Eukaryota; Fungi; Ascomycota; Eurotiomycetes; Eurotiales; Aspergillaceae
Source: the annotation of a GenBank genome assembly